Mytilus trossulus (common blue mussel) is the source of this 726-nucleotide messenger RNA. RefSeq lists its product as uncharacterized. The record is from RefSeq and is a predicted model, not a curated record. NCBI's taxonomy places the organism in Eukaryota, Metazoa, Mollusca, Bivalvia, Mytilida, Mytilidae. The transcript has a single exon. Bases 1 to 726 code for a protein of 241 amino acids.
AUGAGUCUUGAAACAGUAGCAAAACAAACAGGCCUAAACAUCAACGCACAGAAAACUAAAUCAAUGAGGCUAAAUACAAACCAGCAAGAUUGUCUUAAGAUCGAUGACUCUACUGUUGAAGAUGUUCAACAAUUCACCUAUCUUGGAAGUAUUGUCAGUACAUCAGGAGGCACAGACGAAGACAUAUUGGCAAGAAAAAAGAAAGCACAACAGAUAUUUUCCAUGCUUAAACCUGUUUGGAGGAGUAAUGCUUUAAGAACUAGCACUAAGUUAAGGAUAUUAAACACCAAUGUCAAAUCUGUACUCUUAUACGGAUCAGAAACCUGGAGAGAAACAGCUGCAUCCAUCAAAUCUAUCCAGACUUUUGUCAAUAAACGUUUGAGAAACAUCCUCAACAUCAGAUGGCCAAACAAAAUAUCCAACAAUGAGCUAUGGAGAAGAACCAAACAACAGCCAACAACCCAGACCAUAAGAGCAAGAAAGUGGAAGUGGAUCAGGCAUACCCUAAGAAAGAAAGACACACACAUUACCAAGCAAGCCCUAGAAUGGAACCCCCAAGAACAUCGAAAAAGGGGAAGGCCAAAAAACACCUGGCGCAGGGGACUAACAACCGAGCUGAGUAAAAUUGGGAAGACCUGGAGAGAAACAAAACGAAUAGCCAUGGACAGGAAGAAAUGGAGAGAAACUGUAGUCGCCCUAUGUCCCCCUUGGGACGAAGUGGAUUAA